Molecule: messenger RNA, 567 nt
Organism: Caenorhabditis angaria
Lineage: Eukaryota; Metazoa; Nematoda; Chromadorea; Rhabditida; Rhabditidae
Source: the annotation of a GenBank genome assembly
AUGCGUAUCCUCUGGUUAUUCUUUGUUUUACUGAUUUGUUUCUUAGAUUUUGGGUGAGUCAAAUACUCUUUAUAAAGAUAUCUUCUUCUUCUUAUAGUUAUUCACGACGAGAUGCGAAUCAAAAACUGAAAGCAUGUUGUGCCCGUCAAAAACAAGCUGACAAAUCUUGCAAAAAACGAUUCUGUGAUUUCGAAGCAAUUCAUCAAGGGAAUGUAAGUUAACUACAAUAAACUCUAUCAUUUAUCCCAAAUUUUAAGAUGUUGCAUUAUCUAAAUACUUGCGGACCAAAAAAUAAUACUGUGGCUUUGAUGUGGGAUUGUGCUAGUUCAAGAGUCGAUCACACGGAGUGUUGUAAAAGAAAGUGAGUAUACUUUUUUUUCAAUUUUUUUUCAACUGUUCCCAAUUUCCAGCAACGUACUUCCAACAUGUUUACCUUAUUGCAAAGCCCAAGGAAAAGUGCCAAACGAGCAAGUAACACAUGCUUUCUGUAUGCAAAACUUCAACAAUAUUCGACAAUGCUUCAGAAGUCAUCUUGAUCAACACCCAAAUAUAUUUGGUGAUAAUUGA